UUCAGCUGUCCUGCAGUGAGCGUCUGGAUAUGAUGAGGAGUUUUCAGUCUUCAUAUUUCCAACUCCUGUAUCUUCUAAUAGCAGCUUUAUUAGAAUGUAAAGCUCAAACACGGAGACCCUAUGUUCAUCAGUUGAACAUAAACUGUGUUCAGGGUGACAAUAUGUCUAUUUCUUGCCUAACCACAACCCACCCGCUGGAGUCUCUAACAGUCAAACUACACAAGAAAAACCAAGAUAAAGACAUCCUGAUAUAUCCAGACAUCUCUCCAGCAUCAGAGCACCAGAGAUGGUCUGUGAGGAAAGAUGCUGGAAAUGUCACACUUCAUCUGAAAGACAUCAGAUCAUCCGAUGAUGGCUUUUAUGACUGUCAGGUCUACAAGGAUCAGGACUGCCUUCAUUCAACUCGAUUUAACCUGAGUAUUAUAAAGUGUCUAAUGUUGAACGCUGUUCAUGCAACGCUAAACUCUUCAGUGUUACUGCCAUGCUCUGAACAUCCUCUACAAAACAGAACUGAACAAGUUACUUGGAAAAUCCUUAAUGAUCGCCAAUCAACAGAAAUAACCCAAUAUCGCCUUCUAUACAACCCCUUAAGCACUACAGAAAAACGGCCAAAGCCUUUGUAUGAGAGAGUGAGAAAACAAGCGAAUGGAUCUCUGCUUAUAAGGAAUGCAGUCCACACUGAUGAAUCGUGGUAUCGGUGCAGAGCGAAUGAAAAAACCUGCUAUGAGAUGAAGCUGGUUAUGAAAGCCUCCGCUGACAGUCCUUUUGGCCAGGCUGAAAGCAACACUGAGCCCAAGAGUGCAACAGUGACAAAUAAUCUGACAGUAGUAGUGAUGACCACAACAGUGUUUCUGUGUCUCCUCAUAUCACUGACCAUCUGUGUCAUUCUGUAUUUCAAAACACGAAGAUGCAAAACCAACAGCCAAACACAGCUAAAUGGCCGGUUCUCUGUAUAUUACACCCAAGUUGCAGAUGGGUUUGAUGUACCAUUGUAUUCUUUAAUUGAACAAAACACAGCCACAAUGACCACCUUUGGUGCUAAACAAUCAGAAGCUCCUGCAUUUAAACCAGAUGACAUGUAUGAAAAGUUAACAAUGUGA
Messenger RNA from Sinocyclocheilus anshuiensis, 1100 nucleotides. RefSeq lists its product as uncharacterized. The coding region runs from base 30 to 1100 and encodes 356 amino acids. The transcript is spliced from 7 exons. The record is from RefSeq and is a predicted model, not a curated record. Lineage: Eukaryota; Metazoa; Chordata; Actinopteri; Cypriniformes; Cyprinidae. Gene Ontology annotation, biological process: positive regulation of T cell proliferation; cellular response to lipopolysaccharide; T cell costimulation. Gene Ontology annotation, cellular component: external side of plasma membrane.